This is a messenger RNA of Vanderwaltozyma polyspora DSM 70294, 1854 nucleotides long. RefSeq names its product siderophore transporter (gene SIT1). Gene Ontology annotation, cellular component: endosome; vacuolar membrane. The coding region runs from base 1 to 1854 and encodes 617 amino acids. The transcript has a single exon. The record is from RefSeq and is a predicted model, not a curated record. Gene Ontology annotation, molecular function: siderophore-iron transmembrane transporter activity. Lineage: Eukaryota; Fungi; Ascomycota; Saccharomycetes; Saccharomycetales; Saccharomycetaceae. Gene Ontology annotation, biological process: transmembrane transport; intracellular iron ion homeostasis.
AUGACAUCGAGUUCAGAUAGUAAGUUUGACGGAAAGAUCAAUGAAACAGUUCUACAAGAACAAACAACUGAAGAUUCAAACCAAUUCAAUUCUAGCCAAUUGGAUUCUAAUCAACCCGAUUCUAAUCAACCUGAUCUUAAAAAUUAUGAUUUAUACCAUAAGGAUGCAGGUGUCAAUAAUAUUGAAGUAUAUGCCGAACAAUAUAGUAGUCCGAUCUACAGAGUAAUGCUUUUCUUUUCAUUAUUUUUAGUAGCAUAUGCAUAUGGUCUAGAUGGUAGUGUUCGUUAUACCUAUCAGGCUCAAGCCACUUCUUCUUAUUCUCAACAUUCUUUACUAUCGACAGUCAAUGCUAUCACUACUGUCAUUGCCGCUGCAGGUCAAAUUUGUUAUGCCAGAGCAUCUGAUAUUUUUGGUAGAAUGACAAUUCUAAUUAUUGGUUUAGUAUUCUAUGCCGUAGGUACAAUUAUCGAAUCUCAAGCUACUAAUGUUACUAGAUUCGCUGUCGGUAGUUGUUUUUAUCAACUAGGUUAUACAGGUGUUAUUUUAAGUUUGGAAUUAAUAGCAAUGGAUUUUUCUAAUUUGAAUUGGAGAUUGUUCGCAUCUUUUGUUCCUGCCUUACCUUUUAUUAUCAAUACCUGGAUUUCUGGUAAUGUGUCAGGUGCUGUCGGUCAACACUGGAAGUGGGGGAUUGGUAUGUGGGCCUUCAUUGUGCCAUUAUCAGCAAUUCCAUUGGGAUGCUGUUUGUUACACAUGAGAUGGUUGGCACAUAAAAAUGCUAAGGACAGAUUGAAAAGUGAAUUCAGAACAUACAGAGACAUGGGUUGGUUUGCAUAUAUUGUUGAUGUUUUCUUAUGGAAGUUAGAUUUCAUUGGUUUGUUAUUACUGUGUGCAACAUUCGGUUGUAUUUUGGUACCUUUCACAUUAGCCGGUGGAUUGCAAGAUAAAUGGAAAACUGCCCAUAUUAUUGUCCCAGAAGUAAUUGGUUGGUGUGUUGCACUUCCUAUUUUCUUACUAUGGGAAAUAAAGUUUUCUAAAGUCCCUCUAACUCCAUGGGCAUUGAUUAAGGACAGGGGUAUCUUUUUUGCUUUGGUUAUAGCAUUCCAUAUUAAUUUCAUCUGGUACAUGCAAGGUGAUUACAUGUAUACCGUUUUAAUUGUUAGUGUCAAUGAAUCGAUCAAAUCUGCUACAAGAAUCACAUCGUUAUAUUCAUUUGUUUCCGUUAUUACAGGUACUUUGUUGGGUUUGGUGAUCAUUAAAGUCAGAAGAACUAAACCAUUUAUCAUUUUUGGUGUCAGUUGUUGGUUCAUUGCAUUUGGUCUGUUGGUUCACUACCGUGGUAGUUCUUCUUCUCAUUCUGGUAUUGUUGGUUCUUUAUGCCUAUUAGGUUUUGGUGCCGGUUUUUUCACUUACACAACUCAAGCAUCUAUUCAAGCAUCUGUGAAAUAUCAUUCAAAGAUGGCAGUCAUUACUGCAUUGUACCUUGCUAUGUAUAAUAUUGGUUCUGCUGUUGGUGCCGCAGUUUCUGGUGCUAUCUGGACAAAUGUGUUGCCAAAGCAAAUUUCCAAAAGAAUUGCAAACGAAACAUUAGCAGCUGAGGCAUAUGGUUCGCCAUUUACAUUUAUUUUAACAUAUACCUGGGACACUCCAGAAAGACAAGCAGUUGUUGUUUCAUAUCGUUAUACUCAAAAGAUUUUGUGUAUAGUUGGUUUAUGUUUUUGUUCUACAUUAUUAGGGGCUGCCUUGUUCUUAAGAAAUCACAAAUUAGAGAGUGUCGUUGCAUUAAGUGAAUUAGAGAACACUCCAAAUUCAGAUGAACAAGGAAGCUUUGCGGAUAAUGACAAGAACGUGAACUAA